UUCAGGAGAUUUUGGCGUGUUCGUAUAAACAGCGAUUCCAUACAGAUGACGGGACUAUAAAGAAGAAUUAUCUAUAAAUGGAGUCACGAUAACGGGAUUUCAAUCUAAAUAUCCCACUGGCUACCUGAACAUGCGAUUUAUGAUCUUAUAACUGCAAUUAUUAGCAUGACAAGGGCAGCGAUCUCAUGAUGGCUUGUUGGUAUUUAUCGUGUAUUAUAACUCCCCGGAACAGUGUACAUGUAUUACCGGUGAGAGGGAAGGUGAUGGUUUAACUUUUAUUAACGGUAGUCAUAUCUUACCUGCGGAUGUGCUAUCUUACCUGUAUUUUACCUGGGGAUGAUUAGCUGUGUGUCACCUUUUUACUGAUUUGUACACCAUUGUGACUGGAGAUAUAAGUGGCGUGCAUUGUUACGUGCGAUGGACACGAGAUUCCUGACGGACUGGGAGAUACGUAUGGUAACUUAGGUCCUAAGCCCCUGUGGUAUUAAUGAGGCUGUAUUUUGAGGGGGUGCUACUUACUUAAUACAGUCAUGGAAGGUUACGAUCGGAUACCGGCAUUUGUUAGCGGUGGCCUUGAUACUUACCGCAGAGACCGAUUUUAUAGCGAGAAACAGAAGUAUAAACAGUUGUUAGCCUCGCACGAACGUAAAAAGGAGAGGUACAAAAGACGGGACAAACACGCCAAACACAAACAGUUCGGACGACCGGACGACAUAGUCAGAACCGGAAGUGAGGAGGAAAAUGAAACGCACGUCCGACAACGGAGGAACACGCGUAAAAGGAGCAUGCGCAAACGUGACGAUGAAUUAAUGGCGUCAAUUGAGCGCCGGGAGAGGAUCUUACGCAUACACAUGGAUAGAAUGAACCAGCAUUACUUGUCCCCUACAGAUACAAAGGUGCCUAGUGAAUAUUCGUAUAGGUCGUCUUUCCAGCAAGAGUCAAAUGAUUACCCGUCAUACACUCGAACACAAAUGGCUGAAACCGGUCGUCCGCUUUAUCGAUACAUGGAGCCCGUUAAUAGACCACCCCAAUAUCCCGUGGAACCCGAACAGCGCCCAUUACAUGCGGGACAGUCUGAACUUCCGGUAAUCCCGACCAAGCCGAAGUAUUAUACACACAUUCCACUCCCAGAAAAUGUAGAAAGUGAAAGACAACCGGUAUUGGAGAACGAACGCGAGGAUGCCCGCCACAAACGAGCCUCUGUGUUAAACAGGGUGGAGAAACUGCUAAACGAUAUGGACAGACAAAUGAACGGAGGAGAAAUUAUUUUAAAAUCCAAAGCAAAACGUAGUAGAAAAAAGUUUAUAAAGAAAAAAGAGGAUACGGAUUCCGGAGAUGACAGCUACGUGUUCGUGAAGACAACUGUUACGCCGACGCCGCCUCCUUACUCGGAGUCCCACUCCGAUGUAGAUGUAUCCCUCCCAAGUCUCCCCGCCAGCUCCCUGGGUCCACAGAUAGUGUCGAGGAUGUCAUUUCCGUCCGGAGUUAAGAGUGAAAUCCAAUACGCCUACAGCGAUGAGGAGGCUGACGGUCAGCCCGACCCCCGCCCCUUCACUGACUCCUACCGCGGUCAUCCUUUCACGUUAGGCGGCGCAGCCAGGUACGAACAGCGGAAAAACGGAACAGGUUCUGUCAAAACCGUACCCGCCAUUCAACCCGGGAAACGGAAGGAGAACGGUGUGAGGGCAAAUCUUGUGACUUUUUACAUUAACGGGGACAGGAACUAUAAGGGACUGACAAUAGCCGUCAGUGGUAAAAAAUGGCUGAACAUCGACAAACUCAAGGAACACCUAACACAGAAGAUCGGAACGCAUUGGCCUGUAAAAUGCAUAUUCACAAUACCAGAUCGUCAGUUAAUAGACGAUCUAGACAAAUUCGAGAACAACAGGUCUUACAUCGUGUGUAAGGACAAAAACGCACAGGUGAACGGGAUCCAUUAUGGUUACUCCAAGGAAAAACACUGGGUCACCAAACGGCCGUCCGCAGGCAAGAUACGCAAACACGAUUUGGGGAUGUUGAAACAAAACGCACCAGCGAACUCGCCAUCGAAGAACCGCAGAGUGAUAACUAUCAUACAAAACAAAAACAGGGUCCGGAAAGAGAAAGUGAUUCUAAAUCCGGAAACGCCAAUGUCUUUCGACCAAAUUCUUAGUGAUAUGGGUGAUAUGAUCAACAUGAACGCCACUGCAUUAUACCUUUACAAGAAACCGGAAACCCGGGUGACGUCAUACUCCCAGCUGUUCCGAGAGUACAAGACUGUGGACGAGUUUAUAAUUUGUGGCGAGGAGCUGUCUCCCGCAUCGGAAGCUUCAGGUCAGAAACGGACCGCUCCCAGCAGCAAUUCUAGUAACGAAUCCGUGGCCAGUAGGGGGAGUCGGCAGAAAAAAAUGCAGAAAUCCUUUGAUUAUGAUGUGCAGGAGUACGAAGAUUACAGUGUUGACAUUGAUCAGAGCGGAUACCUCGAUACUGAGGAGAGUAACGGAUGGGACAACCCCCUUGAGGAGGUAUCAUUCGACAACACACUGGAUAACGACGAGGACAGUGCUAAAAGGGUCAAAGUUCGAAUACGUGGGAAGUAUAAAGAAUAUUUCCAGCCGGAGAAACCUGCACCAGAUGAUCGCUCCAGACCCAACGAGAAACUCAUACUGGAAUGGCUAUAUGGGUACCGCUCUAACGACAACAGCACGAGCCUGAUGCUUUACCACAGAACCGGCGAGCUCGUAUGCUACAUGGACGCAGCGGUAGUCUUCUACAAUAGAACAUUCGAUCACCAGCGCUUCUACCUAGCACAUACAGAGGAAAUCACAUGUAUGGCCAUACACCCAGAAGGACGAUGGAUAGCGACAGGACAGAAGGCAGGGUCGGGACCUGAAGACGUGGCACAUAUCCGUAUUUGGGACGGACGGACUCUCAGCACACAGGUCAUACUGGGUGUUGGAAUAUUCUCGUGCGGUGUAUCCGCAGUCAACUUUUCCGUUUAUCGUGAUGGCGUCCUGUUAUGCGCAGUAGAAAGCAGUGAAAAGCACGUGCUCACAGUAUGGGAGUGGAACCGGAAACGACUAUUAGCAAAGACCACAACAACAUCAAGAUAUGUAUCGCAUGCGUGCUUCUACCCGUUUGACGACACAAUUCUCAUCACCUAUGGUGAUCAACAUCUCUAUUUUUGGAAACUGUUUUGGGACCCAGUUCGCGAUACUGAUGGUCGUCUGCUCCGGGACAAGGAUAGCGGUACCUUCGUGACUGAAGACUCUCGCGAGAUAACGUCCAUUGCCUUUCCUCCAAACGGCGACGUGGUGACAGGAGAUACCACGGGAUCCGUCAUUGUGUGGGCAGUUGAUCGCGCAACUCUGGUCUUCCGGUUCCUUACAGUACUUCCGGACCGCCAUCACAGAGCUGUGAACAGUCUGUGUCUGUUGCCCGACUCUACUCUGAUUUCUGGGGGAGGCAAAGAAUUCAAGGCUUGGAACACUAACAACAACCAUUACAGGAAGACCCGAGAACGGCUGCUAGCUGAUGGUGUCGGGGACGUGGCGUCCAUUGUUUUGAAAGACAAGUCUAUGCCAGAGGGAGGCAAGCCUGUGUUCUAUAUCGGUACUACCAACUCAUGUUUACUAGAGGGAUCAUUUGAAGACAAGCUAAAAAAACACAUAGAGGGCCACUGCGACACCGUAUCAUCCGUGGUGUCCCAUCCUAGAGAAAACUCCUUCUUCUCAGCCUCAAUGGACAGGACGGUCAAGAAAUGGUCAGCCGACAAACAUAAACUACUGUACACAAGGAAUGUUGAGAAACCAUGCAGCUGUAUAGAUAUUGACAGGAAGGGGCGCUAUCUGACUAUUGGAACAGCCGAUGGUUUCGUCAUUGUUCUCGCCGCGUCAUUAAAAGAAGAAAUUGCAAUCAUCAAGGUUGGAUCGACUCCAGAGCUCAUCGAGUGUGUUAAAAUUUCACCAGAACGAGACACGCUGGCAGUGGGCUGCCAUGACGGAUGUGUGUACAUCUAUAACGAUGUCAACGACGGAGCUAAGAUCGCCAUCCGAAACAAUACCAUCUUCAAGGCCAACCCUGCUCCUGUGAUCAAUGUUGACUGGACAACCAAUAGCCAUAACAUACAGACUAUGUCGUCAGAGUACGACCAUUUCCAUUGGGACGUGACUGACAUGGUCGCCAGUAAGGCAAUUACCUUUAGGGACGCUGAGUGGCAAACACAGAACGUGACAGUCGGCUACCCAGUGUUUGGAAUGUGGACAAAUCUAAAGGACGAGGAUGAGGUGAGGGUGAUGGACAGAUCUCGUAGUAAUACCACCAUCGCCGCUGGGGACGGCAAGGGAGGGAUUCGUCUGUACAAGUACCCGUGCACUAGUAUCAAGCCCGAGUUCAAGAUGACUAGGAUGUAUUCGAAUGAAGUGACCGCCCUCAGUUUCCUCGCAAGGACAGAUCGACUGAUAUCGUGUGGCGGGCAAAAAUCCGUCUUAGCGCAGUGGAAAGUAGAGAAAUACAUCACAGCUAAUGAGCAUUAAGCUUACAAACACGCUGUCCAAUAAGCAUUAAGCUUACAAACACACAGUUUACUGUGGUGACCAAGGAGUUUUCACCAUAC
Messenger RNA from Mizuhopecten yessoensis (Yesso scallop), 4594 nucleotides. RefSeq names its product echinoderm microtubule-associated protein-like 2. NCBI's taxonomy places the organism in Eukaryota, Metazoa, Mollusca, Bivalvia, Pectinida, Pectinidae. The transcript is spliced from 22 exons. Bases 531 to 4514 code for a protein of 1327 amino acids. Gene Ontology annotation, cellular component: mitotic spindle. The record is from RefSeq and is a predicted model, not a curated record. Gene Ontology annotation, molecular function: microtubule binding. Gene Ontology annotation, biological process: intracellular signal transduction; microtubule cytoskeleton organization.